This is a messenger RNA of Rubroshorea leprosula, 1193 nucleotides long. Lineage: Eukaryota; Viridiplantae; Streptophyta; Magnoliopsida; Malvales; Dipterocarpaceae. The record is from the annotation of a GenBank genome assembly.
AACAGCCAUUAGCCAUGGAAAUGUUUAACUUCAACUCUUUUACACUUAACUUUCCAGCUUCAAUUUUUUCCCUAAAGAAUGCAAACAUCACCUCUUUCAUCCCUUUAUUGAUUGGCCUUUUUUGCUCUCUGAUUUUCCUUUCAAAGUUGUUGCAAAUUCAAUUCAACGAAAAACCAAAUCAAUCUCCUCUUCCACCUGGCCCUAAACCCUGGCCGCUUAUUGGAAACCUACCAGAGAUGAUCCAAAAGAAGCCAACAUUUCUUUGGAUACACAAUCUCAUGCAAGAAAUGAAUACUGAUAUCGCCUGUAUUCGUAUAGGAAAGAACAAUGUGAUUACUGUCACCUGUCCUGAGAUUGGGCGCCAAUUCUUACGAAAACAAGAUGCGGUCUUUGCUUCCAGACCUAUCUGCAUGUCCGCAGAGGUGAUGUCUAAACAUUUUUCUUCAUUUGGUGUUCAACCUUUGGGAGAUAGCUGGAAGGAUAUGAGGAAAGUGAUCAGUAGCCACGUGCUUUCUCCCGCAAAACAUCAAUGGCUUACUGGGAAAAGAGAGGAAGAAGCUGAUAAUUACCUCGUGCAUUACCUGUAUAAGCAAUGUGGUGGCUCUAAUAAUACUGGCUUGGUCAAGGUCAGAAAGAUCGCGCAACACUACUGUGGUAACCUUCUAAGGAAGAUUAUUUUUAACAGGAGGUAUUUUGGAGAAGGGAAGGAAGAUGGAGGAGCGGGGGUAGAGGAGGAGGAGCAUGUAAAUUCGCUUUUCAAGAUUCUUUCUUGCAUUUAUGCCUUCUCCGUUUCUGAUUAUGUGCCAUGGUUGAGGAGAUUUGACAUAGAUGAUCAGGAGAAGCUUAUGAGGGAAGGUGUCAAAACUGUCGGAAAAUAUCAUGAUCCCAUCAUAGAAGAAAGGAUUCAACAGUGGAAAAUCGGCACGAAGACUGAAGAAGAAGACUUGCUUGAUGUCUUCAUUAAUCUGAAAGAUGCAGAUGGCAAUGCAUUCCUCUCAAUGGAUGGAAUUAAAGCACAAAUCACUGUAAGUUGUCUUCUAAACUUUUCUCAUUUUCUUCCUAAAAUGAAGACAGUAUAUUAGGCUAAUUAAACCCCCUUAUUUUCCCCUUAGACUUUUUUUCUUUCUAUGGUCAACACCCUAAUUUUCCUCCCAAUCAACACCCUCUGUAAUUCAUAAAUAGAAAAAAUCCUA